This is a messenger RNA of Mercurialis annua (annual mercury), 390 nucleotides long. RefSeq lists its product as uncharacterized. The record is from RefSeq and is a predicted model, not a curated record. NCBI's taxonomy places the organism in Eukaryota, Viridiplantae, Streptophyta, Magnoliopsida, Malpighiales, Euphorbiaceae. Bases 1 to 390 code for a protein of 129 amino acids. The transcript is spliced from 3 exons.
AUGAGAGGGAUAAUAAACAAAUACCUAGUUUCUUUUGAUAACUCGAGGUGCUCUCUUUGCGAUGUGGUGGAGUCGCAAGAACAUUUGUUCAUUCAUUGUGUUUUUGCUAGAGGUUUAUGGAUUGAUGUGCUUAAGAGACUGGAGAUAACUUGGGUUUUUCCUAAUUGCUUUGAAGAUUUCAUGAUACAAUGGCUGAAUGUAAUUCCGAGGGGACCUUAUUGGAACCUCUGGGAAAUUUUAUGGUGUUUAAUGGUAUGGGAAAUUUGGAAAAGUCGAAAUAGACGAGUCUUUCAGAAUGAAGCAAUGGUGACAGAGAAGCAACGGGAUAUAGGACAGAGCAAUGAUGUAAACCUAUGUUUUCUUGAAGUUGCAAAUGAUAGAAGAAUUUAA